Messenger RNA from Knipowitschia caucasica, 207 nucleotides. The record is from the annotation of a GenBank genome assembly. NCBI's taxonomy places the organism in Eukaryota, Metazoa, Chordata, Actinopteri, Gobiiformes, Gobiidae.
AUGAGGGGGGGUGAGGGGGGGGUGAGGGUGGUGAGGGUGGUGAGGGUGGCUGAAGGACACAAAGGCCUCCGCUCCUGUGUCCCGCCCCUGGGACUGUUACCUGUCAACAAGAGCUCAUUUGCGACCACGCAGGAGGGCAGAGCCACAGGCAGAACAUGCAACAGGCUGAUGCUAUCUCUGCUGCUCCGGACGUCCGUCUACAGUUAG